UUUACAGUGUUAUUGAACGCACUUCCAGUGGGUGGCAGUAAUGCUCCUCGCAGUGACCGGCAGUAAAGCAAAAGAAGAAGAAACAGGCUUUUCCGCAAUAAACAGGUUUUGGCUCAGAGGACUCUCGUAGAAAAUAACUAAAGCCGAUCUGAGUGAAAGCUUAUCUCCAGAAGGUCGGGUGUGAUCAUGGGGAAGGCACUGUCCCACCUGUCCAAGCAGACAUGCCAUGAGGAGUGCCACACCACCCUGACCUCUGGCCCUGAGUACAACCGCAUGCCGAAUGAGGAUGCCAAGGGUGGUGGAGAUGCCUCUCAGUUCCCGUACGUGGAGUUCACUGGCAGGGACAGUGUCACCUGCCCAACAUGCCAAGGCACCGGGAGAAUCCCACGAGGUCAGGAAAAUCAGCUGGUGGCGUUGAUUCCGUACAGCGACCAGCGGCUGAGGCCAAGGAGAACAAAGCUAUAUGUGUCAGCCUCGGUCAUCGUUUGCCUGCUGCUCUCAGGCUUGGCAGUGUUUUUCCUCUUCCCACGCUCCAUUGACGUGACCUACGUGGGGGUGAAGUCUGUUUAUGUCACCUACGACCAGGCCAAGCACAUCGUGUAUCUCAAUAUUACUAACACGCUGAAUAUUACUAACAACAACUACUACUCAGUGGACGUGGCCAACAUCACAGCUCAGGUGCAGUUCUCAAAGACUGUGAUUGGAAAAACACGUGUUAGCAAUGUUACCACCAUCGGCCCACUCGACAUGAAGCAGAUUGAUUACAUGGUGCCCACCACUAUAGCUGAUGAAAUGAGUUACAUGUAUGUCUACUGUACCCUGCAGACUAUCAAAGUGCACAACAUUGUGGUCAUGAUGCAGGUAACAGUCACCACAGUGUAUUUCGGCCACGCUGAACAGGUCUCUCAGGAGAUGUAUCAGUAUGUGGACUGUGGGGGAAACACUACAUCGCUGCAUGAGUACAAUCUAAGAACUCCUCCCUCAGACUAAUGCUCAAGCUGAGGGUACACUGUGCUUAUCCCUUUUCCCUGCAAUCACCAUGUUCCAUUAUAUUUGCUCAAAGGCUUGAUUCCGUUACAUACGUUUGUUAAAUAACCAGGGUGUUUUGAAAUCAUGAGUAAUGCACUUUAUUUUCCAAUAUUAUCUCCCAAGACUUCUGAAUUGUUUGAUGUACUUGCAGUAGUGCAAAUAAGACAACUGAAAGCUACUCACAGCUGUAUAUUUGCAUUCUCUUUUAAUAUGUUUGACAAAAACACUUCAGUUGCAGACACUGCUACACUAAAACUUGAAAACACUGCUUAAUGUCUAAGAUUAUGUAAAAAAACAAACAAACAAAAAACAAAAACAUGCACUUUGAAUACUUUCUGCUCUAAUAUAGAUUAACAUUAAUGAAUGACAGUAUCCAGAUGCUAUUAGGUCAUGCAUGUUUUUUGAGAUCUGUUUAAGAGUAUGUGCAGCAUAGUUUCUAUUUAUUAGAGGUCCUGGCACUCGCAGACCCACAUCUGCUGCAACUCAGCCUGCAGUGGAUAUUGUUGUUCUCUAGGGGGUGAAGGUUUGCACUUUGGGUUAGUCUCAAACUCUUUUCAGCUUGCUAACAAAUUUCCUCUAUUUGUCUCAGUUUUUGAGCUGUCAGAGAUGGAAAUUACCUUGAAACAAACAUUUGUUAAAACACAGCUUAUGAAAGAGGAAAUUUGUCUGGAAAAAGGAACAAAGUAAUCACACAGUCAGUGUUUGAAUUUAUCCUCAAACAUUCCACAGUAAAACCGCACAAGCAUUAAGGUACAGGGUGUCCCAAAGUCUCCAUACCUAGGGGACUAUGUCUGCCAGCACCGCGUCAGUUGUGCUGUUUUGAAUUUGUUAAUAAGUUUGGCAACAGUGUCAUGUGUGAUGUGCUUGCCAUGUUUCCUGUUAAAGUCCAUCGCAACCUUGUGACAGCUUCCCGAUCCAACCACGAGAAUAAUUUCAAUACGUUCUUCUUUUGUCAAAGGCAUUCUUAAAGGCUAUCUGAAAUAUAUGUAUAUAAAGUAUGAAAGAUUUUGGAAGACAUUUCGCUAAAAACUUUGGGACACUCUGUAUAUACCGACUAUGAAAUAUAUCACAUUUGGAAAGCUAUUUCUAAACCUAGUAAGCUAGUUGUGUUGAACAGCAUCAACAUUUGUGUUGAUGAAUAGUGUUAUUUUUAACAUUGUACAUGAUGUGUGGAUAACAAAACACUUUUAAAACUUUUAAUCCAAUUUGUAUAAAAGCUUCUAUUAAAAAUGCUCUUAACCAAAACUAAAUAACUGAAUAUUAAUUACAUUGAUACAUUGUGCUAUGUUAUCAAACAUAUGUUAAGGUUUGUUAACCUAUGUGUUCGAGUUACAUGAAAGAAUUUCGAUAUUAAUCACUGAACUCACUGAAUAUUUGUUUCAAGGUCAUAUGUUGUCUAUUUAAAGUCUUGCGCUCGUCUGCUAUGAAUCAUGAUUUUCGUAUCUAAUAUAGCCAAAGUAUACAGCAGAUAAAUGGAUGAAGGUGUCAUUAUAUUUAACAACUGUGUGACUGUGUGAAGUUAUUAUAGUGUUGUUUCAGCUUAACCAUAGUUUGCAGAGUUUUAACAAAGAGUUAAUAGUUCUAGAUGCUGAAAGUAUUGUGUUAUAAAAAGACUUAAAUCUUAAAAAGACACUAAUAGUUUUGGUACAUGUUCACAUUCAUGAAGCAUAUUUUCUUGGCUUGAAUAAAGGUCUAAAACCUC
Pangasianodon hypophthalmus (striped catfish) is the source of this 2731-nucleotide messenger RNA. It is a transcript of the gene tmem106bb, whose product is annotated as transmembrane protein 106Bb. Bases 187 to 990 code for a protein of 267 amino acids. The record is from RefSeq and is a predicted model, not a curated record. The transcript is spliced from 8 exons. NCBI's taxonomy places the organism in Eukaryota, Metazoa, Chordata, Actinopteri, Siluriformes, Pangasiidae.